Messenger RNA from Tigriopus californicus, 365 nucleotides. RefSeq lists its product as uncharacterized. Gene Ontology annotation, biological process: ribosome biogenesis. The record is from RefSeq and is a predicted model, not a curated record. Lineage: Eukaryota; Metazoa; Arthropoda; Copepoda; Harpacticoida; Harpacticidae.
AACCAAUGUUUCGUGUUCCAACGUCAUUUCAAGUGCAUGCUCAUCCCUUUCAACUUUGUCUCGUGAAUUGCCUUUGUAGAUUCAUCAUCAUGGGAGCCAAGGACAAGCAUAAAAGAGGUCAGUCCAGGAACAACAUGAACUUCAAGGUUGUGGGAGGAAAAGCGGGCAAAACCAAAGGCCGACCCCAGCCAGUGGAUAUCAAGCUCAAGAAGUUAGUUCAAGGUCGAAACAAGAAGACGGAUGAAGUGGCGAAUCUGGAUGAACAGUUCAAAGAGAUGCAACAGAAAGCGGUGAGCAUGCAGAAGAAACCAGUGGCCAGGACCAGGAUCGAGCCCUCGGCCAAGAUGGUGCAAGAAGAAGUCAAC